Talaromyces marneffei is the source of this 1311-nucleotide messenger RNA. RefSeq lists its product as uncharacterized. Lineage: Eukaryota; Fungi; Ascomycota; Eurotiomycetes; Eurotiales; Trichocomaceae. The record is from RefSeq and is a predicted model, not a curated record. The transcript is spliced from 3 exons. Gene Ontology annotation, molecular function: nucleotide binding. The coding region runs from base 1 to 1311 and encodes 436 amino acids.
AUGUUCGGCAUGUUCCGUCGCAUUUACGAGAGCUUCAUCUCUCCACCCGAAGUUCCCAAGACUGAUAAUGCCUUGCGAUUCGGGUUGUUGGGAGCAUCCGAUAUUGCGCCAAUGUCACUCCUCCGUCCGGCAAAAACACAUCCGGAAGUCAUCAUCGCAUGUGUCGCAGCGCGAGACCACGCGAGAGCCGAGGAAUAUGCCAAAAAGCACGGCAUCGAGGGUGUUCAUGAUAGCUAUCAAGACGUCCUAAAUGACCCAUCCAUCGACUGCAUCUACAUCCCUUUACCCAAUUCGCACCACUACGAAUGGGCAAUCCGCGCCAUCGCAGCUGGAAAGCACGUCCUGCUCGAAAAGCCCAGCACCUCCAAUGGCGCUGAAGCGAAGAAACUAUUCGAGCAUCCAGUCGUCACAGCACCCAAUGCUCCUGUCUUAUUGGAAGCGUUCCAUUAUCCCUUCCAUCCUACGUGGCAGACGUUCAUGCAACUUAUCCACAAUGAUCCCUUAGCGGGACCCGUGAAAAGUGCGGCUAGUUAUUUUUCUACCCCCAGGGGUUAUUUUGGGAAGGAUGAUAUCCGCUUCCGGUACGCGUUGUCGGGGGGUUGUAAUAUGGAUCUUGCGACGUAUUGUGUGUCGCAGAUUCGGCAGAUAUUGGGUGAUUCAAGGCCAAAAGUUGAAAGUGUGACGUUUAGAACGCUAUCGAAAUCCGAGCAUCCGGAAAAUGAAGUUGAGGAUUUGGAGCAGAUUGAUGAAGCGGUGACGGCGACGUUCAAGUCCAAGACUGGCGCUGUGGGGAGGAUAGGUUCUGAUUUUGCGUUGACCGGUACUUUUUUGGGCAUGAAGGUACCGAAGCUGGAAUGGGCGAAAUGCAUUGCUGAACUUGAGGAGAAGGAGGUUAGCGGAGAGGAGGAGGAGGGGAAGCAGACCAAGCUUGGAGAUGGGGAGAAGCAUUACGUUCAACGCAUGGUGACCUUGUACAACCAUAUCGGUCCCGUGGUAUACCACAGCAUCGUCGUGGAGGACAAACAUUCUAUCAAGCGCGAUGGAACAACAACGGUGAAAUCGUGGACGCAGAAGAAUACGAUCAAAGCAUAUGACUGGCCCGACAAAUCCGAUGGCCGUCAGGGCGGCGCGUCCUGGUCCACGUAUAGAUAUCAAUUGGAAGAGUUUGUGAACCGUGUUAAAGGCAGAAAGGGAACAGGCGUGUGGGUUGAGCAUCAGUCCAGUAUGGAUCAGAUGGCUGUACUGGAUGAGAUGUAUGAAAAGGGCGGGUUGAAGGUUAGGCCUUCUAGAGCGGUUGAGGUGGAGGGAUGA